AUGAAAGUCUUAGUUGUAUUUUUACUCUUUGGAGCCAGCUUUGGUAAAUAUCCUCGUCAGAUUACAGCUCCAGAAUUCUUAGAUCACUAUAUUUCUGGAAGUAGUUUGGCAUAUUCUAUUAACCACGAGAAAUGUAAAGAAUACCCAAACGUUAACAACAUUACCCUUUACUCGUUUACCAGCGAUAUACUGUACGGUUAUGUCACAGUUCAUCCCUCAAAGAAAUGGUUAUUCUCGUACGGUUUUGAUCAAGAAGUGGAUGGAAAGCACUUAAACUUAUCUGGUCCAGCUUUACGUUAUACUGGAUUUACCUUAGAUGAUUCUGGAGAUGAUGCUAUUAUUGGACUGAAUGAUGUCAACCCGAAAUUCUACAAAUCCUUGGCGCGAGCACAAAUGUAUUGCAGCGUUUCACAAGGACUAACAUUAACUGCAAGAACACCAAAAGGAGUACCAUUAACCACCUUCAACGACAUAAGGAACGCUAUUAAGGCGGAAUCAAUUUUAUAUUAUGCGUUUGAUUACUAUCAAUGUUCACCCAAAACACUUCCGAACUCUUCACAGUGGUUUGCUGGAAGAAUUUUUGGAACACGAAUGUCACCAAAGGGCAAAAUAGUAUUUUCCUCAAGAACUGUUAGUUUGGGUUUCGUCACAGUUUUACAGGACAACAUGUUAAAUGCGACUCCUGACUAA
This is a messenger RNA of Lottia gigantea (owl limpet), 690 nucleotides long. RefSeq lists its product as hypothetical. The transcript has 6 exons. The coding region runs from base 1 to 690 and encodes 229 amino acids. NCBI's taxonomy places the organism in Eukaryota, Metazoa, Mollusca, Gastropoda, Lottiidae. The record is from RefSeq and is a predicted model, not a curated record.